Molecule: messenger RNA, 4280 nt
Organism: Mizuhopecten yessoensis (Yesso scallop)
Lineage: Eukaryota; Metazoa; Mollusca; Bivalvia; Pectinida; Pectinidae
Exons: 7
Coding region: 510-1679 (389 amino acids)
Source: RefSeq, a predicted model, not a curated record
CAUGAACAAAGUUCAGAACAUGAAACCGCAUGUGUUAAUGUCCAGUCCUACCCCGUAGUGUGUUAUAGAUAGAAGUCGUAAAGGAUUGAAAAUAUUGAAAUACUUUGUUAGAACUUAAUAAUCAGGGAUUGAAUAAUCUCAUCCUUGUGUGACAUAAGGGAUUAUAAUUGGGUCACUCUGUGUGUUGCAUUGAUGUAUGAAGUUAUAGGCAGUACAUUCAUUGAAAGUGUAAUUUGUUGUUAUGUAAGUUUGUUCAUAAAGUGUGAUAUAAUCUUCCGGGUACAUGUCCCGACGUCCUCCAUGUACAAUACAGUCGACAUCGCCACUGCAUUUGAUCGAACAUCAGGUACUGAAGACAACAACAUACGCAGUCUGAACACUAUAAGUGUGCGAUACAGUCUGCCGUAUAUAUAUCACGACGUCCUCCAUGUACAAAACAGUCGACGUAGUCACUGCAUUUCAUAACACAUCAGGUACCGGGCCUUGCUGAAGACAAGAACAUACGCAGUAUGAACAAUAUAAGUUUCAUAUGCGUCUUUCUACUAACCAGCACGCACAGAUUAUCUAGCGGACAGCCUUUAUUAUCUGACCGUCGUCAGACAGUAGAAUCAGCUCUCAUGGAACAGGGGAUACUAGAACAAAUCAGGCCACUUCUGACGGAACUGUGUAACGAUGACCGAAGGUAUUCACGCCACCUGUCUGAACUGACGGAUGAAAUCAAGGCCCUAACUAAACGUGUUCAGAGCUUAGAAGACUGUGCGGCUUUGUUGAACAUAACGGUGUGCUCAGAUUACCUCGUGUCGGGACUGUAUGGUGUGAAAAAUUCGGCGUUGUACGUGUCUUCUUCAUGGCUGAAGGAGGACCGUUAUUACCAUGGCGAAGCAAACAGCAGGCUAUACAAUGAAAGGAAUGAUAACAAACUCAAAACUGGUGCUUGGUCAUCUCAAUACAAAGAUAAUAAACAAUUUAUACAGGUGAAAUUCCCGAGAGAAACUGAAGUAGAAACGAUCUUGUUGCGAGGUCGAAAUGAAUUCUUUAACCAGUGGGUUAAAACCUAUCAUCUUUUGUACAGCAUGGAUGGUACCAAUUGGACUACAGUGAUGUCGGACGACAACCAACCUAGGGUAUUUACCGGAAACAAUGACACGACCACCAUAGUUAAGGCUAGCGUGGUCCCAAGUAUCACUGCAGUGUACCUCCGGAUUAAUCCAAGGAGUUGGAACAAUCAUGUAUCUCUCCGUUUUGACGUCAGUGGCUGUUACACCGUUAGGGAAACACGCAAACACAUACACAAAGCUUUAGGAUUCCAACCUGUCCUUAACGACGACACACUGUACAAGGUGAACGAACGUGAUCAUAACCAGUUAGACGCUGCCAGGCUCUGUACCAAACAGUAUUCACAGCUCAUCAAGAUAGAUUCCUUGUCAUUGAUGGCGAGUCUUCAGGCAGUCGUGGAGGGAAACGAUAUACUAAGGAACGCCCACAAUCAAAUGUACGUAUCCGGGAAGUAUGUUGCUAAUACGUGGCUGUACAGUGAUGUCCCGGAAGUGAUUGGCAGCGCCCUCUGGUCUCCAGGCAACCCUGACCCGACUCAAGGUCAUUGUGUUAUGUUGACAUCAGCAGGCCUGGCUAGUGUGAAUUGUUCUCAAGCUCUGUUCUCUGUGUGUGGACACAUUUAAAGUAAUUUAUUUGUGGCUGUACGGUAGUGAAACUUGUUGAUAUCUGGCUGACAAUUUCGAAAGAGAACAAAAUUUGCCAAGAGACACAUGCUUUUUUAUGUUUUUUUUGCUUUGACAAGUCUUCCGAACAGGCCUAUAUUCCAUUAUUCCACAAUUCCACACUUGCGUAACAAAAACAUGCAAAAUCUUAUCUUAACCAAGAAAAACACUAUUUUGUGUCGCCAUUAUAUUUGAAAGGACAAUUGAACUUUGUCAUGCAAAAAUAUCCUUAAUGCCUAAAUUUCGGAAACUUUUAAAAGCCUGAGUGGAAAAAAAUAAGAAAGAGUUUUGGUAACAAUAUAUGCGACACAAGUAAAAAGUCCACAUAAUCAAAAGUGGGACCUAAAUGGUGUUAUACGAAACGCGAAUAUAGCAAGAAUGAGUGCCAAUGUAGGCUAUCACCGAUGAGGUUUAUUGUUGUAUUUACGUUGCUUGGAGUUAUGGCAUCAUGAUAAUAACAAUUAUGAUAUGGGGGAGGGGGCAAAAUCGUAACUGGCCUCUUUUUGACAAAAAACUACAUGAUAUUUCUUGAAACUUGCUUCAUAAGUUGCAUGUUUUGAGUAAUACUGAAGCUGAAACCGAUAGAAAUGGCUGAAAAAGUAGCAUAUUGUUGAUGAGUACGCACCUAUGGCCUUGUUAUAUAUCGGCCUCAUUAUGUAAGCAAUUCUCUUUUUUGUACAUAUGAUAAAUAUCAGAACCCUAUACUUAUGUUACAUUUUUAUUUUAUAAAUGUCUUUACCAAUUUUUAAGAAUUUGGGGUCGAAUUGAGCAGGGAUGUGUGGGGUAGUGUGUUCAUAGUUAAGAGGCUGAUUCUUUGUUAAUUGUAUUGUUCAAUAAAUGAUCUAUAGUAUAGACGUGCUUUAGUUAUUUCUUUGGGGUUUGGAAGUAAGAGUAUUUUUGAUUGCCUAAUGAGAGAAGAGAUUUUAUUAGAUGGCUAGGUAUAUGAAUAGAGGUUCCAUCAGAUGAAAAGCUCUCUCUUACUCUAGCGGUAGAAGUGGAAAGAACACAUCGUAAAUGUUAAACAGUGACCAAGCUAAUUAAGUUUGGGCUUAGCUGCAUACGUUAUAAUUACACUGUACUCCUUUAUAGUUCAUUGCCAAAAUAAAUUGGGCAGUUAACGUACUGAUGAUAGAACCAGAGUGACAGGUACCAAGACACAGAUUUUACAAAGACGUCCGGGGUAACCAAGGCAUAGGUUCCAUAGCGUCUAGGGUGACAUGGUCAACAGUUAGUCGCGGUAAAGGGUGACGUAGUCAAGGUAUGUCGCGGUAAAGGGUGACGUAGUCAAGAUGUGUCGCGGUAAAGGGUGACGUAGUCAAGGUUUGUCGCGGUAAAGGGUGACGUAAUCAAGGUGUGUCGCGGUAAAGGGUUACAUAGUCAAGGGUGUCACAGUAAGGCGGUAUUUACCGUUGAUACAGGGUGGCAGAUAUAUUGUGAUUCAGUGUUUUAGUUGGCUUUUUGUUUUGACUAUAUAAGUGUUAGUGUCAUAGAGUAAUAAAUGUAAAAUAUCUACCGGGUGUAAUUAAGGCAUAGUUAUUUGAAUUAUUAGCUAAUAGUUUUUGGAUCAGUUAGACGGCCAUUGUUUUGUACUUAUUGUCGGCAUUCAUUUGUUAUAACAGCAUCUUGAUCAAAGAUAUAAUUUGGUAACGAACAGUAGACACGCAUCCGUUACAAUACCUUCUUGAAACAGUUUAAUUCAUAAUUAUUAUGAUUCUGGCACAAAGGCCAAACAAUAAUUACAAUAAGAUAUAUAUCUUAUGUAAUACAUGCUACCGACUCUAAUUUGGCUGUAAAAAAUGUCAAUGUUUUGAGCAAAUUCAGAUUUAUUUACAGAGCAACAAUAAAUGAAUGAAAUAAAUGGAUGCAAAUAAAAUAAUACAUUUUUUUCGAACAAUUAAACAAUCAUAUUGCUUAAAUCUAUACAUAAUAUUUAUAUUGCAUGUUUCGGUGCUUUGUCCGUUUUGAACAUCCGUUGAUAUGAAACAAAUCAUCUGGAAAAAAUCCGGGGAGAUAAUCCUGGUUAGGUAAACAUAAUGGAUUUUUUUACUACCCCCUUACACACACCUUGUGUACUUAUUUCGGAAAGAGUAUUAUAUAUUGUAGGUUAAGAGGCCAAAAUUGGCAUCCAUGCUUUUAUCAUCUAUUUGUCUACGUCCAUAUGUUUACUUCUUAUUAUUUCAUUACACAUGUAUCUAAGUUUCGUAAAAUUUUGAUUUCGAAAAGUUAAACACAGAAAACAAAAUAAUUGUUUACGUCAGCUAGUAAAUAAAAUAAAUCAUAUAAAAAAUCAGGUAUAUUGUUGAAAAGGGUGUUAUCAUACUUUUUUAUGUGUCACUUAUUCAGAAAAACAAUUGUAGGAUAAAAAUUGAUAGCCAUCGAGUAAUUUAGCACGUAUCAAAUAUAGUAUGCCAAAAAAGCUCAAAAUAUACUUAAAUUUUUCAUAAUCAUGCUGCUCUGACUUUUCAGAUAUGUAUAUUUAGCUUGAUGUUUGAUGCGAAGGUCUGCCAUGCAUUUUUCUUUUUAAUUUGUUAUCAUGAUUUGAAUAAAUAUCUGGAAAAAAAA